CCGCCUACGAACUCGCGUGUUCUUUGUCCUGAUCUGGACAGUCGAAAGCAUUCAGUGGUAUAUCCGGCUACAAAAAGUAAUAGUAAUGGCGGGUGAUGAGAUACUAUCCAGCGCUUUGACGUAUUUCUUUGCUAACCUUCUACUUAUUCCGCCUGUUCUGACUGCAUCCCUGUGUUGCUAUAAAGAUUUAAGUACGCGACGUAUCGAAGAACUCUCUCUAUCAACAAUGUAUACAAGCACGCCUACAGAUUCCGAUGGAAGUCUUGCAUGGGAGCUAUGGGUGAACGUGACUUGGAUACCUAUCCCCGAGUACAAUGGCUAUGACGUAGAGUUUGAAUUGCAAAGCGCAGAAACAGAAAGUUUCUUUGAAUGUGUUAGAAGCAAUUGUGAAUACGAAAAUGAUGAUGCUAAAAUGAGGGGCAGUAAUUGGUGUGCCUUCUUUGGGCUUCAGUAUGGUUUUCUUUACCAGAUAAAGAUAUAUGUUUCAAUGGUUGCAGAUAAUAUAAGGGGUAACUAUUUAAAAACGGUUACAAAAUCACCAGAUUGCUACGAUGAAACUGAAAGUAUUCCAUUCUGCUUAACUCAGCCGGUUGAAUACACUGGAAAACCAUUUAAUAUAACUACAGACAUCGAAAGAAUUGAUGGAACCAAUGACGUUAAUGUAUACGUAACUUGGCAGCAACCUAUUCAUGCAAACCCCGAUACACCAUUAAGCUAUUAUGGCGUUUCCUGGGAAAGCGACGAUGCCGGCAAGAAAAGUAUAAAGUUUAAGAAUUUCACUUAUGUGCCAACUGGAUUCUUAACGUAUAUGCUGCCCAAUCCUCUGCAAAAAGAUCACAAUUAUACUUUAAAUAUUACGGCGACUGUAGUUGAGGGUGAAUACGCAAAAGAAGGUAAAAGGACAGUUUCGUUCAGCACAUAUUUGCCAACUGAAGCACCAGGCCCAAGUGGCAAUGAUGUAGAAGAUUUAUACAUUUACGUAAUUAUUGGUGGCAUUGUAGUAGUAUUCCUCUCUAUAUUCUUGGUAGCUAUAUUGCACGGGAAAGCCAAAAGAGAUCAAAGAGAUCUAAGGAUAUUUGUACCAACCGAUUUCCAACAAGAGACAGAUUUUGCAACGAAAGCUUUGGCUGAUUACCUACAAUACGAAAUACAUAGAGACGACAUUACCUGGGAAAAACGAAUUAUGUUAGGAAGUGGCCACUACGGCGAGGUUUACAGAUGUAAAGUUCAAAUAAUGGAGGAAUCCGUGGACGCAGCAGUCAAAGUACCGAAACAAAUGGCAAUCGGUAAAGAACUUCAGGAUUUCGUGGAAGAAAUCAAACAAAUCAUAAAAUUGGGAACUCAUGAAAACAUCGUCAGAUUUUUAGGAUACAAUACGUCAUCAAAUCCUUUAAUGAUGAUUAAUGAAUUUGUUCAAUAUGGAGAUAUGUACAGUUUUUUGCGAAAGGUUAAAAACAAGAAGGCACCAAAAGACGACCCAAUAUAUAACAUUGAGAGGAUAAAUCAACUUGAAAUAGCCGUGCAAAUCGCGGAAGGGAUGGCAUACAUUUCUUCGAAACGUUUCUUACAUGGUGACCUCGCAGCUCGCAACAUUUUGAUCGAUAAGGGCUUGGUGGUGAAAAUAACCGAUUUCGGAUUGAGUCAUGAUAUAUAUGAAAGAAACUAUCGUAGAAUGAAAACAGAUGAGGCCCUUCCCUGGAGAUGGCAAGCUAUUGAAACCUUUACCGAACGAAAGAUGUCAUCAAAAAGUGACGUGUAAGUAACCGAAGUAAUACAAAUAUACUGUUAGUAUA
Anneissia japonica is the source of this 1793-nucleotide messenger RNA. RefSeq names its product insulin-like receptor. The transcript is spliced from 15 exons. Gene Ontology annotation, molecular function: transmembrane receptor protein tyrosine kinase activity; ATP binding; protein binding. Lineage: Eukaryota; Metazoa; Echinodermata; Crinoidea; Comatulida; Comatulidae. The record is from RefSeq and is a predicted model, not a curated record. Bases 86 to 1759 code for a protein of 557 amino acids. Gene Ontology annotation, biological process: protein phosphorylation; cell surface receptor protein tyrosine kinase signaling pathway; positive regulation of kinase activity. Gene Ontology annotation, cellular component: signaling receptor complex.